UCCUUUUAAAGACGAUGCUUGUGACUGGCCGGCACAGUUCGCUGUUAGCAUUCGUUCGGUUGACUUGCCCCGAGAGCUCAGGUCCCGUCAAUUAUUAUCCAUUAUCGUGGCAACAAGUGUCCUUUAAGGAUGUGCGUAAGCAACUCUUGUACGUUCAUAGUUUUCGGGCUUGCAAUCAUACUGAUUGGGAUUGCGGUUCCCGGCCUUGCCCAAAAUGAGGCCAGCGCCCAGACGGCCGUUCUGCCGGAGGAGUGCGGUAGCACGCAGAGAAUGGUAGAUGAGUGCUUCAAGGAUUUGCCACCACAUCUAAUGGAGUUUCUGCAGAACACCAAAAUUGUCAUCAGCAAGAGGGACAUCACGACAAAGUGCAACAUUUUUAACCGUGGCAUGCAAUGCUUUGAUGCCUACUCGAAGCGCUGCCUAAACGAUCGGAAGCUGGAAACCUUUAAAAACAAUGUGGAAGGAGCCCGUCGAUUUUUCUAUAAAUUUUGCGGCGAUGCGGAUUUUCAGCGAGAUUACCUGAGGCACAAGGACUGCUUCGCCUACAUCCAAUUGGACUGGGUCAGCUGCACAUCCGAAUUCGAGAGCAUCCUCAGUGACGAGGUACACGAUGGGACGCGAAAUGCCAGCGAAAAAUUUAUGGAAUUCUGUUGUGCCCGCUACGCCUACGAGAAUUGCAUCUAUAACAGUGCGAGAUACAAGUGCUACAAGAACUCAGCGGAGUUUGCACGGGAAACGGCCAAAAUGUUGUCCGACGAGAAGCACUUCAGGAACUGCGCCAUUCUCGAGAAUAUCUGCGGACAAGCCUCACGACUGGCCCGCCAAUGGCUCGGUACGCAGCUGACCCUGCUGCUGAUUCUGUUUGUGGUGCGACUUCUGCCGUAAAUCAAAGCUCAACAAAUGAAUGUGGGCGGGUGGUGGUGCUGUGGGUCUAUGGGUUAGUGGAUGUGUGUGUGAGUGUGUGUGGAUUUGGGUGUGGGGUGUGGAUAUGCAUGCGGUCUGGAUAUGGUGGUUUGAGAUUGAGUUUUUAUAUUUUGGUUGUCCUUCGGUUGUCCAAAUGAAAAUGCCAAGCAUUUUCGAGCUCCCUACCUCACUUUCUCUCUCUCUCUCUCUCUCUCGGUGGUGUAUUUUUGGAUAUGGUUGGGUGGGUCACGGGGUCGGAAAGCGGCACUGGUUUGCUAAGUCUGUAGUCUGCUAAGU
Messenger RNA from Drosophila obscura, 1200 nucleotides. RefSeq lists its product as uncharacterized. Bases 130 to 885 code for a protein of 251 amino acids. The transcript has 4 exons. The record is from RefSeq and is a predicted model, not a curated record. NCBI's taxonomy places the organism in Eukaryota, Metazoa, Arthropoda, Insecta, Diptera, Drosophilidae.